CGGUAUCGUGUCUUGUUUCAGGAAGAGAAGAAACCGGAGGAGAAGAAAGUAGAAUAUCAGAAGAAAGGAGAAGAAGGGAAGAAAACAGAACAAGAGAAGAAGGAAGAAGCCAAGCCCGAUAAGCCAAGUGGGGAGAAGGAGGAGAGGAAAACAGAGGAAUCCAAGGAUUCCAAGGGUUCAGAAGAAGCCAAGGAGAAGGAGCCCCCUCCUCCACCAGAAGAAGUCGUUCUUAGAGUCUACAUGCAUUGCGAGGGGUGCGCUAAGAAGGUCAAGAGAAGCUUGAGGGGAUUUGAAGUUUUUUUCCAGACAGAGAGAGGAGAGAGGAGAAGACUUCACUCACUGUUCGAGUCUUCGAGAGAAGGAGAGAGGGAGCAUUACCCAAGAGAGUUCGAGAGACCCGAGGGCACUGCUGCUGCAGCUGGAAGCCCAAGAAGCUUAAGUAGGUCGGAGUCCGAGGGGUUAAAGUUAAGGAGCCGGGAAGAGGAAGAGGAUGAUGACGAUGAGAAGCGACGACAGAAACAAGAAACCCUAGACGAAAGGAACAACGCACGGAAGAAGAGAUUAAAAAAUGAACAGAGCGGGGAAGCGAUGGGCUUGAAGAGCAGAUCGGUCAUUCAAUGAACCACUUUUAAUUAAUGGAGUUCUUAUUUUUGUAUUCACAUUUUAUAUGGAUCUUCCGGCCUUCUAUGAGAUUUUCUAUUAUGAAUAAAUAAAGAGUUUACUUU
Molecule: messenger RNA, 725 nt
Organism: Nelumbo nucifera (sacred lotus)
Lineage: Eukaryota; Viridiplantae; Streptophyta; Magnoliopsida; Proteales; Nelumbonaceae
Source: RefSeq, a predicted model, not a curated record